Molecule: messenger RNA, 465 nt
Organism: Glarea lozoyensis ATCC 20868
Lineage: Eukaryota; Fungi; Ascomycota; Leotiomycetes; Helotiales; Helotiaceae
Exons: 1
Coding region: 1-465 (154 amino acids)
Source: RefSeq, a predicted model, not a curated record
AUGUCAGUGUCACAGAACUUACGUCCGAAUACCGUCAUAAGGCGUUCAGACCCAACUCCAGUAAAUUCAAAUCCGACAAUGCAUAGCUCCUUUAGGCCUCUCAUCAACUUCACCUUUGGUAGAAUUGAAGAUGGAAGGGUUGGACUUACUUUCCAUACUCAGCUCCGCAUGGUCGAAGAUAACGAUAACCAAUUUCAGGCAUUUAUCAGUAUGUUAUGGGAAGCUAUUGAGCAGCACGCUGGAUUGCCCCGCGUACCUGUUACCGCUGAUGGUACUCGUCUUUCUGGGGUAGCUGAAGUUUGGAUCUGCGACAAUAACCACUCAGUCAUGGGAAAUGACACGGGAGCGGGGCUGACCAGAACUAAGACGGAAGACUCGUUGGCUGGGUUGAGACGUUUAAGAGCUCACCUACAAGACGCUACAUUCUCGCAUCUUGUGGUUGAUUACGGUUAUCUAGUACGAUAA